UUCUCCUCAAUUAGGUUUAAACGAUCCGAGAAACGGAAUCUUAAAACCCCCUUUGCCCGUGGAAACCCUAAUUUCGCAUAAGGAUGGCGAAAUCGAUGAGAUGCAAGAGGGUGAAGAGAUUGAGAGCUAUAAGAAGAGAAAUUGUUCAGAAGGAAUCAUUCACUCUCACUAGAGAAGAUGCCAAAUCCGCCGCCAUUGAAGCCGCACUCGCCGCGCCUAAAUUACCUGUUCGUCUACCACCACCUUCCCCGUUCAUGGAAGUCGCGACGCCCACCUCCGAGUCAGCCUCUGUCUCCGCCAACGUUAUGGAUGUGGAAAUGGAUGAUGAGAAGCAUAACAAGUCUCUUAAACCUAUCGGGAGGAAGUUAAAGAAGAAGUUUAAGUUGGGGAUGAAGAAUCGUCGCAGUAAGGGUUUCCUUCGAGGCAAGCGUGUCUAAGUUCCCAAGUUUGGUGUUUACUCCUUGUUCUGUUUAACCUCUUUCAUAUCUAGAUUCCCUAAUUGUCUUAGAAAGUGUCUUACGUCGUACUGUUAUUUUUUGGGGAGCUUCAGUAUUAUAGAGAACCUGAAAAAAAAAAAUGUGAUUUUGAACCUAAGAAGUCUGUUUACGCCUCCAA
Molecule: messenger RNA, 615 nt
Organism: Brassica napus (rape)
Lineage: Eukaryota; Viridiplantae; Streptophyta; Magnoliopsida; Brassicales; Brassicaceae
Exons: 2
Coding region: 84-437 (117 amino acids)
Source: RefSeq, a predicted model, not a curated record